Mizuhopecten yessoensis (Yesso scallop) is the source of this 7133-nucleotide messenger RNA. RefSeq names its product cyclin-dependent kinase-like 5. Gene Ontology annotation, cellular component: dendrite cytoplasm; nucleus. The record is from RefSeq and is a predicted model, not a curated record. The coding region runs from base 390 to 3479 and encodes 1029 amino acids. Lineage: Eukaryota; Metazoa; Mollusca; Bivalvia; Pectinida; Pectinidae. Gene Ontology annotation, biological process: regulation of dendrite development; positive regulation of axon extension; protein phosphorylation. Gene Ontology annotation, molecular function: ATP binding; protein kinase activity. The transcript has 21 exons.
AGGAAAAUAUUCAUGGCGGACAGAUGAAGUCAUGAGAGGGAGUUGUUUACAUGCGUUACCAUUCACUCGGAUAUAUGCGAUUUUGUGUUUGAUUUGAAAAGGAAAAGUGUUAACUGAACAAUCAGUGAUGCAAACCCGUAUGUUGCAGUAACUUCAAAUUGUCUUGAUAAUGUAGUUUGGAGGUUUGUUGAAGAAAUUUACCGUUUGUGAGUUGCUACUUCGGAGCUUACUCUGCUGAGUGAGUGACAAACUUGUCUCGGAAGCUUUUUAACCAUGAUUUCUCCUGAUUUGUGUCACAGAUGACAUCAGUCAGUUUGUGUUUCAAGUAUUUAUGAGCGGGAUCGUCCGCCGUUUGACGUGUGAUUGGGAGGACGAGAGAUUGCUAUGUGAUGAACAAGUACGAAAUCUUGGGAGUAGUAGGUGAAGGGGCCUAUGGUGUGGUUCUAAAAUGCAGACAUAAGGAGUCCGGUGAAACGGUUGCUGUGAAGAAGUUCAAAGACAGCGAAGGCAAUAAGACGGAUGUAGAUUUUGAUGAUGUGUAUUUUGAAAAUGAAGAUGUCAAGAGGACAACCCUGCGAGAGCUCAAGAUGCUCCGGACCCUCAAACAGGAGAACAUUGUGGAGCUACGGGAGGCAUUCCGGCGCAAAGGGAAACUCUACCUUGUGUUCGAAUAUGUUGAAAGGAACAUGCUGGAGUUGCUGGAGGAGAUGCCAAACGGUGUACCACUAGAGAAAGUGAGGAGUUAUACAUACCAGCUGUGUAAGGCCAUACAGUGGUGUCAUAGUCAGGACAUCAUACACAGAGACAUCAAACCUGAAAACCUGCUGAUCAGUAAACAAGAUACCCUUAAGUUGUGUGACUUUGGUUUCGCCAGAAGUAUUACAGGAGGUCUGGUUGGGGUAUACACAGACUAUGUGGCCACAAGGUGGUACAGGUCCCCGGAACUCCUCCUCGGGUCGGCAUACGGUAAAUCGGUGGACAUCUGGUCAAUAGGCUGUAUAAUGGGAGAAUUAUGUGAUGGUCAGCCUCUGUUCCCCGGCGAGAGUGAGAUUGACCAACUCUAUGUCAUACAGAAGGUCAUGGGACAGUUACCCUCGGAGCAGAUGAACAUGUUCUUCCACAACCCUCGCUUCUCAGGCCUAAAGUUCCCAUCAGUGACUAAACCUCAGAUGCUACAGAAACGGUACCAGGGAGUUCUCAGUAGCGUCUACCUAGACUUCAUGGAGAACACGCUACAGCUUGAUCCGACCGACCGGUUCCUCAUAGAAGAAUGUAUAAACCACCAGGCCUUCCAGACAGAGCAGCUACUCAACCGUACACACAACAUCCCCAUCAAAUACGCUCGCACUGGCAGCAGCAAGAAACGCAAGAAAGAGUUCCCUGACAGUAACAUAGACAGUGAGAAUUUAAAGAACCUCCACAAGAGUCGACCUGGUACGGGGGUGUCAGAGGAAGCUAAGCCAUCCCAGGGCAUGCCACAAGUCCAGCGAGUGAUGGUUGCCAUGGGAACUCAGGAGGAAAAGAUGGACACUAGUGAGGACAAUUAUAUACAGAUGCCCGUCACUAGUAAAUACCUCAAACAGGCUAAAAACUUGUCUAAAAGUAACGCGGACAAACUGGCCAGUCAGCAAGAGACAAAUAAACAGCCAGCGCCACAGCCAGUGCAAAGGGAGGCGACUCGUACUGAGAAAUAUGACUCUCGCUCACGGACUCCAAAACCUGCAUUAGAUAGAGGGGAUGCUAAAGGUCAGGAUAGUGUUGGUCAGUUUGACCGGGAGAAAACUUUGGUGCUCGAUAAUGGAUAUAAGAUAAGGAUGACGACAGAUAAAUCCCCUGGUCAGGAGGAAAGCAUGGUAAGGGGGGCGAGGCAUAAUAGUACUACAAGUGAACGAACUGUGGACACGAACAAUAGGUCAGUGUCGAGAACUAGUCAAGAUAGCCGACAUCACAGCACGUUUGCUGAUUUCCGCAACGCAAAUGUGUUGGAGAGUGGGUUACAAAGUGAAUCUACAUUAACCACUGCCCAUAGUCAAACCAGCUCAUCUAACAUUGACAGCACAUCACCGCGCACAGAAGAUCUAGACUCGCCCGGAUUACAUAGUGAAUCAAAAUACCUCAAGCGUAAAGACAAUGCUAAAGUUGUGCCAGACUUAUCAGGCGAGGGGAAGGUUGUAAAACAAUCAUACUCUAAGGAGAGUCUGUCAGAUUCUCCGACUGCCACACCUCGCGAAACAAAGGGAAGCAAUCCUCAGUAUAAAUCAUCCACUUACACUGUCAACUUACAGGCGCCACAUCAUGCCCAUAGUCAAGAGUCAUCUGAAAAUUCCAAAAGCCAAUUUGGGAGUCCCCAGGUGGAGAGAAAAAAGUUCCUGGAUAAAGCUAUGCAGGAGGAGCUAAAAAGGAUCAAGUCGAGUACGCUUGGCCGCAAAAAGAGCCAGGACAAGAUCCAUCAAGGAUCUUUUAUACAGACAAUCACAGACAAACUCUCCGACGCCAAACUCCAGACAGCCGAUUCCAAGUAUAGGGAGAGCAGCUUUGUCAACUACAAUGGAACAAACAAGGCUGUCAACAAACGAAACCGCAAUCAAUAUUACGACGGAAGCAUGACUGCACGAGAGCGUGCAGGUAGCUACAGCCCAACCCCAGGCUCAGUGAUGCUGAGUGUUGUUGACUUGAACUUCCAUCGGGAGCCGAGUUCCUAUACCCAUGCCCCGGCAGUACAGACGCGUACUCACAGUAAAUAUAUCUCUAUGCAGACCUACCAGAACAACGCCGAUGUCAUUCAGUCCCCAGGGUAUUCCUCCCACCAGCGGGGCGGCCCGGGGGGCGGGGCAGGAUAUUCUCAGCAGGAUAACUGGAGAACAGCUGAUAGUAACCAAGACUGGCAGGCACAAGCGACUCGCAAGAAGAAAAAGAAGAAGUUCCUGCAGAUACUAGCCAAUGAGAAUGCUGGAAGAAUGACCCCUACAACAGGUCUUCACCUGAAUCAGUCCAGGGCAAGUCACCUUGACUAUGAUGAGGAUGCAGACGAAGGUCAGAUCUCAGCACGGGAACCGUUACAAAACUGGGAGUACUCGGCUAAAGUCGGUCUGUACAGCAGUCGUCAUCAGUACGCCAAGGCAGCCGCCUCCCUCCGCAAACAAACACGCACACCAGUUGAUAAGGGAACAAGACUGCAGCCCCUACAGAAGCCCCCUCCCCACCUUGGCAGUAUGGCCCCAGGAAGUAGUACAGGCGGGACCAUGGACCCCAUUUGGCAUGGACACCAUUCCCAUGGCAAGUCAGACUCCGACACACGUCUUGUGAACACCGCUGGAACAGAUCUCCGCACAGGCUGGAUGUCUCGCCCCCAGUCCGUCCUAGGAGACGACUCAUCGGACAUUUUUCACUACACACCCCGGGAACCUACAGAGCUCAAAUCUCUCAAGGGAGGCAAGCAGGGUCGGCACCAUAUAGAUUUACGUGGAACACGAGAUUAGUAUGACAGGAUCAGCUCCACAUAGAUUUACGUGGAACACGAGAUUAGUAUGACAGAGUCGGCACCAUAUAGAUUUACGUGGAACACGAGAUUAGUAUGACAGGAUCAGCUCCAUAUAGAUUUACGUGGAACACGAGAUUAGUAUGACAGGGUCGGCACCAUAUAGAUUUACGUGGAACACGAGAUUAGUUUGACAGGGUCGGCACCAUAUGGAUUUACGUGGAACACGAGAUUAGUAUGACAGGGUCGGCUCCAUAUAGAUUUACGUGGAACACGAGAUUAGUGUGAAGGUUGAGUAGCAGGAAACAAAAGAUUGAUCUGAUCAUUUUAUCAGACUUGCAUUUAUCAAUUGCUAUGUCAUGUUUCACACCAAUAUUUGUGAGGAUGCUACCUGCCUCGUACUCCAGUAUAAUAUUACUGUAAACCUGUGAGAAAAUAUUUAAAUGUCUCUAAAUAGUCAUACACACAUACUCAUAUUUAAAUCAAAAACAAGUCUUGUUUAAGUCAAUACGGCUCGAGAUUAUUUUGUUCCUUGUAUUGGAAAAGAAAUGUUGCAUUGUUUAUAUAUUUAUAUUUAAUCCAAAACCUAUAGAAAAUAUUUAUCUCAUUAUAAAUGUGGAAAUGAUGAAUAUUUACAAAAACUAUUUUGUGAAGUUUAAUACUAUUUCCUUUUCAAUAUGAAAAAAGUAAUAAUAACAAAAGUACUUGAAGAAGAAUUCAGAAAAAAAUAUAACUGAAUCGUUUACACUUUUGAAAUACGGUAUUGGGGUUUCACAACUGGAACAAUCCCAUGAUUAUAUAUUUUGCAAUAAAAGUGACUUUAUUAAAGACUUCAUGACAUAGACAACAAAAAGUGUUUCUAUUCAGUGUAUUAGAAGUUUGUGAUGAUCUGCGAGUUACUAACACUACUAAUGGGACAGUAAUGUAUGUCUGAUAUACAAGGCCAGGCUUCAGAUUUAAUGUAUAAAGCAAACUUUUUAUCAGCAGGUGGUCAUCAUUUAUUUUAACAAUAUUUCGAAGAGUUUUGAAAAGUCAUUCUUCCAGUAUCAUACCUGGUGACUUUAGAAACUGUCACAUACAUUAAGUCAAAUGAUUGUUGAAUUUUUUUUUUUCCAUGAAGACUUAACUUUGCAAAAUUUGAUUACAAGCAGUGAUUAUUUACUAUAACCUACUUGUAUUGGCUAUAGAGAGAAAGCAUACAUAGCUGGCCAUUGGCUGAGAAUCCAAUAUUUAUGCCCAUGUGUGAUGGUCAAUCAGAUAUUCUUUUUCAAGUUUAAUAUUACCAUGAAUAGAUAAUUAUAUACAUUUGUUUAACAGCCUUUGGUUACCAUAGAUUAUAAGAUAUACGCUACAAUGAGCAGACUUUUUGUCUCUCACAUGAGAGGCUAAAAGAGAAUGAUUGUGAUUUUUUUCAUUGGAUUGGUUGCAUUAUAAAUUUAGGGGUUGAGUGUGCACCUUAAACUUGUAGAUUAGAAGACGGUACAGUGACAGUAUCUGUCUGUGCUGUCCGACACAGUAAGUAUCUGUCUGUGCUGUCCGACACAGUACCUAUCUGUCUGUGCUGUCCGACACAGUACGUAUCUGUCUGUGCUAUCCGACACAGCACAGUGGCAGUAUCUGUCUGUGCUGUCCGACACAGCACAGUGGCAGUAUCUGUCUGUGCUGUCUGACACAGUACAGUGGCAGUGUCUGUCUGUGCUGUCCGACACAGCACAGUGGCAGUGUCUGUCUGUGCCGUCUGACACAGUACGUAUCUGUCUGUGCUGUCCGACACAGUACGUAUCUGUCUGUGCUGUCCGACACAGUACAGUGGCAGUGUCUGUCUGUACUGUCCGACACAGUACAGUGACCGUGUCUGUCUGUGCUGUCCGACACAGUACAGUGGCAGUGUCUGUCUGUGCUGUCCAACACAGUAUAGUGACAGUGUCUGUCUGUGCUGUCUGACCCAGUACAGUGACAGUGUCUGUCUGUGCUGUCCGACACAGUACAGUGACAGUGUCUGUCUGUGCUGUCUGACACAGUACAGUGACAGUGUCUGUCUGUGCUGUCCGACACAGUACAGUGACAGUGUCUGUCUGUGCUGUCCAACACAGUACAGUGACAGUAAAUGUCUGUGCUGUCCAACACAUUUAUAUAAGUAGAUUCUGAAAAACAUACUCCUAGUUACUGGCACAGUAUUAAAUUAUUUAUUUCAUGUUCCCUUUCUUUUACAUUUUUAUAAAAGUAAAAUUCCCUCCACAACAUUUUGUCUCACAUUUUCUUCUACCUCGUCUUGGUUAUCAUUGUUUUUUAAUGAAAAGCUUAGUUCUAUAUAUUGUAUGAGAAGAUGGGAUUAAAGUAUAAAUAACAUGUGUAACUAUAUCUCUUGUCUUAUGUUAACUUAAUUGUCGCAGAAACAUUCCAUAUAUAUACAUGUACAGAAAUCUAACUGAUAAAUAUAGAAAGAUUACUUUGAUGGAAAAUGUUAAUUAAUGAAAUCUCAAUAUUCUUAUAAGAUUACGACUCUUUGAAAAAAUGAAUAUUAUAAUAUAGGUACAAUUCUUCUAUAAACAACAUUUAUUUAUGUAUUCAUGUAACAGCAGCAUAUAAAGCUAAGAGAUAGCGCCAAUAGACGUCCACCCUGGCUGUGGUGAUAAGAAUACAUACCCUAUAAUUAGGAUUUUAUUUUAUUUUCUGAUAAUCGCAAUAAUUGAUGUUGAUGUAUGUGGCUGUAGACAAUCACAUGUUAGUAACGGUUGUGAUUCACAGGAUACUCUCCCACAUUGGGACAUAGUGUCCUACUUUACAUUGGGUGGACGGUCAAUCACGCACAUUUGUAUUUUUGCCAAAGAUGAAUAUAUGUUAAUAAGUGCUGGUCAGUGUUUAAUUCUGAGCCCUAAUGACAGGAGCUAGAAUAAGGUAGGAGGGCGAGAGGAUGUAAAGGGAUGAGAGAAGGUCAGGGUGAGAAGGUGAGAAGAUGAGAAUGUCUCAGGGUGAGAAGAUGAGAAUGUCUCAGGGUGAGAAGGUCAGAAGAUGAGAAUGUCUCAGGGUGAGAAGGUCAGAAGAUGAGAAUGUCUCAGGGUGAGAAGGUCAGAAGAUGAGAAUGUCUCAGGGUGAGAAGGUCAGAAGAUGAGAAUGUCUCAGGGUGAGAAGGUCAGAAGAUGAGAAUGUCUCAGGGUGAGAAGGUCAGAAGAUGAGAAUGUCUCAGGGUGAGAAGGUCAGAAGAUGAGAAUGUCUCAGAGUGAGAAAAUAGGAAGAUGAGAAUGUCUCGGGGUGAGAAAAUAGAAAGAUGAGAAUGUCUCAGGGUGAGAAAAUAGGAAGAUGAGAGAUUGUUAGCUGCACAUGUCACCCAAUAUUGCAUUAAUCACAUGUUAAGAUGUAUCAUUCCAUGUUUUUGUACCUGUAACCAGUUGUACAAAAUACUUAUUGCCAUAGAACUUGUACUGGUAGAUAUUGCUCUAGUAUGUAUUUAUACUGGUAGAUGUUGAUCUAGUAUGUAUUUGUACUGGUAUGAACUGCUCUAGUAUGUAUUUGUACUGGUAGAUAUUGAUCUAGUAUGUAUUUAUACUGGUACAUAUUGCUCUAGUAUGUAUUUGUACUGGUAGAUAUUGCUCUAGUAUGUAUUUGUACUGGUACAUAUUGCUCUAGUAUGUAUUUAUACUGGUAUGAACUGCUC